AUGAAGGAUUUGGGUAAGCUGAAAUAUUUUCUCGGUAUUGAGGUCUCUCGGGGCCCCGAUGGUUUCUGUCUUUCCCAACGGAAGUACGCUCUCGACAUCAUUUAUAAAGCUGGGCUCUUAGGUGCCAAGCCUUCUCCUGUUCUGCUGGACCUUAACCAUAACCUCACUUUUGUCAAAGUUCAUGUGUUUGCCAACCCGGCACAGUAUCGCCGCUUAGUUGGUCGCUUCAUUUAUUUGACCAUCACGAGGCUGGAUUUAACUUACGCAGUCCACAUAUUCUCGCAGUUUAUGCAGUCUCCUAUUGUUGCUCAUUGGGAAGCAUCUCUUCGCCUUGUAAGAUACCUCAAAGGGUGUCCUGCCCAAGGCAUUCUUCUUCGUUCCGACAGUGAACUUCAUGUUAGUGCAUAUUGUGAUUCUGAUUAUUAUGGUUGUCCUUUGACUCGUCGAUCUCUCUCGGCCUAUAUUAUGUAUUUGGGUGACUCACCCAUCUCUUGGAAGACUAAGAAGCAGAAGACGGUGUCUUCUUGCUCCGCUGAGGCUGAGUAUCGAGCCAUGGCAUAUACUCUCAAAGAAAUUAAAUGA
Messenger RNA from Camelina sativa (false flax), 582 nucleotides. The record is from RefSeq and is a predicted model, not a curated record. Lineage: Eukaryota; Viridiplantae; Streptophyta; Magnoliopsida; Brassicales; Brassicaceae.